AGACACACUGAACCGAUGUUAAACGAAGACUUGAUAUCAGCAUGUUUAAUUUGCGUGAGGAAAGGGAGACGUAAAGACAAGGAUUCUCCAAGCCCGCUUGUCCAAGAUGAACAACGACAAUAUCUACAAGACCCUUGUGUCCAGGAGAGAAUUAUUCAAGCUGAUUUUGAAAAAAUUGUUGAUAUUCCAUUUAGUUUGGAUUAUUGCGAAUGGUUAGCCACACAUGUAAUCUCAUUUUUCAAUCAUGUCAAUCUGUUAUAUGGAGCAAUAUCAGAAUAUUGCACCCUGGAAGGUUGUCCUCUCAUGAAUGGGCCUGGAAACGUGCAAUAUUUUUGGCAUGACGAAAAGGGCAAGAAGUUCAAGUGUACAGCUCCAGAAUAUGUAGAUUAUGUUAUGUCAUUUAUCCAGAAGGAUAUUCUAGAAGAAUCCAUUUUCCCAACAAAGUUUGGCAAUGCUUUCCCCAGUACGUUCCAAAUGAUAGUGAAGAGGAUCCACCGCUACCUGUUCCACGUGUUAGCUCACAUAUACCAUGCUCAUUACAAUGAAGUGCACAUCCUUGGCCUUCACGGUCACCUGAAUACACUCUUUGCACAUUUCAUGGUCUUCAACCUUCGCUAUGACUUGCUAGAAGAAAAAGAGACCGAUGUGCUCCAAGACUUGAUAAAGGCCCUGACCACAUUUGUACCUGCUGAAACUAUGAACCCCUUGACUUCGACGUCUGGGGAAGAGGGCGCAGCAGAUAGUGACAAUACUGCCCAAGCGACAGCAACGGCAGGACCGCUUGUAUCAUCUUCCACGAAUGAAUUAGAAACAGAAGUGACACAAACUUAAUGAUUGCUAGCUUUACACCUUCCACAUAUUAGAGAGGGGGCAGGAAGGGGAGGAAUAGAUUGAAACAAACAAACAACAAAAGAAAACAACAAGGAAACAAAACAACAACCAUGAAAAUGGUAACAAAAAAUAUUCAAAAAAAAAAAAGAAAAGAAAAGAAAAGGUGUAGUAAGCUGUAGAAGCUGCAACAUGAAGAACAAGAAUAUAAUUCUAUUUUACUGCAAAUUGUUCAGUCAGAUCUCAAGCGCAUGUUCUGCUCGUGUGUGUGUGUGUGUGUGUUUGCUUUGAUAAUAGCCAGCUUCCUCUCUGUUUUGUGUACAGCAAUAAUAACAAACGAUCCCAUUGAUUAGAAGUAGAGAAGAAAAGAAAGAAAAUGACGGAGCAUUGGACAGUGUCCAGGAGAGAAAUCCCCCUCCCCCACCCCUUUUGGAACCCCCUAAUUCAAAAGUCGUGGCUGUAGUCUUCGUUCUACAUCAAACCGAAAGGAUCAGGAAAAAAAGAAAAAAAAACUUAGGCGAAAAAAUUUUUCAAGAAGAAACAAAAGUGAUAUUCUGUGUGAGCGAGUGCGUGAUGGUGAUUGCAUGUGUACAUGUGCGUAAGGCCAUGUGGAUACAGUCACACAUGCAUGUCUAGGGCUAUUCUUCCAAUUACCAUGUAGCCAUUUUUGUUGGGUUUUUUUUUUUUCUUAUACGUGACAAAACAUGAAAAGCUGCACCAAAUGGGAUCAGAUAUUUAUUUUCAUUUUUUGACAUUUGUUAUUUAUUUUUUAUCUUCAACUACCCCCACCCCUUUCCCCUCCCCACUAAACGUGUUUAAGUUAACAUAUGUGCACACACACACACGCUAACACUCAAUCACACACACACCUCAAUGAUGUAUGUAUAAAUAUACCCCAUACAUUUGUAUGUGUUUUUGACAUACACACACCUAUACACACAGACACACACCUAAUUGAUUAGAAGAAGCUACAUCCUCUCGGCUCCCUUGUUGCUGUUUCCGUGUCCCCUUCACUUUUCCAGAAAUCUCUACUGACACUGGAAUCCAAUCAGUGGAAUCCAUCCUUGAAGAUAAAAAAAAAAAAACCCAAAC
This is a messenger RNA of Octopus sinensis (East Asian common octopus), 1920 nucleotides long. RefSeq names its product MOB kinase activator 2. Gene Ontology annotation, cellular component: nucleus; cytoplasm. The coding region runs from base 16 to 831 and encodes 271 amino acids. The record is from RefSeq and is a predicted model, not a curated record. Gene Ontology annotation, molecular function: protein kinase activator activity. The transcript has 5 exons. Lineage: Eukaryota; Metazoa; Mollusca; Cephalopoda; Octopoda; Octopodidae. Gene Ontology annotation, biological process: signal transduction; positive regulation of protein phosphorylation.